AUGAACCCUAGCAAGGAAGAGACCGACGGAAAAGAAUUGUUGGUAAAAAAGGCAGUAUCAAUCAGACCAAAGAUCCCCACGGGAUUUGUGGAGGACAUUGUACGUAACAAAUAUGGCCUAGAUGUAGUGGACUAUCAGGAACUGAAUAGCUAUGAAGACCGGAACUACCACGUGACUGUACAUGACAGUUCUAAUAAUCCUUACGAACCGGAAGUGUGGAAACACGGCUAUAUUUUGAAGAUACUGAACGCCGUUGAUUCUCAAUAUCCUGCAAUCAUAGAAGCACAGAACAGUCUUUUAAGACAUAUUCGGAAACAAGACAUACCCGUGCCAGAAAACGUCCUCACCAUUUCAGGCAAGGCGAUGUCUCUAGAAAAGGUCUUUGCAGAAAAAGAACUCAAAGAACAAUACACUGCUUCGUAUAGCACCUACAUUGUACGCUUGCUUAGAUACAUCCCUGGUGACGUCUUGCUAUCCAAACCAUGUACAUCUGGUUUGUUAUACAAUGUCGGCAGAUUCAUUGGUAAAUUUUCGAACGCAACGAAGGGUUUUCAUCACCCUUUCUACAACUCACAUUCAUUUUUGUGGAAUCUUCUGGAGUUCUCAAAACUAAAAGAAUUCGUAUUUGUGGUGAAAGAUGAAAAUAGCAGACGUGUGGUUGAUGAGGUCCUAUCUUCUUUUGAAUCCAAUGUUCUUCCAAUGAUUGGUCAAUUUCAGAAAGGUGUAAUACAUGGGGACUUUAACGAACAAAACAUUCUCGUCGCAGAGGUUCCGGGGCAAGAUGAUGUCAUACCAGCAGCACGUGUUUAUGACGUCAUAGGCCUACUGGAUUUUAUGCACGUGACCGACACCUAUCGCAUAUUUGAUAUUGCAAUUAAUAUCGCGUACAUGUCAAUCAUUUGUGAUCCCUCAGAGCAGCUCGACGCUGGCGGCCACAUAUUAGCUGGUCUGGUACCCGUCUUUCCUUUAAAUGACGUCGAGUUGGAUGUGUUACAGACAUCAGUGUGUGCUCGGUUGUGUCAGUCACUGGUGAUUGGAGCCUUCAAUUACUACCAGGACUCGUCCAACAUAUACGCACUCACCACAGCAAAGAAAGGCUGGCCACUUCUUCACAAACUAUGGAAUACACCCAAACGGGUGCUGAAGGAUAGGUGGCAGUAUCUGAUUGACAAUUAUAAGCAGACAGCUUGA
Molecule: messenger RNA, 1191 nt
Organism: Ylistrum balloti
Lineage: Eukaryota; Metazoa; Mollusca; Bivalvia; Pectinida; Pectinidae
Product: hydroxylysine kinase-like
Exons: 5
Coding region: 1-1191 (396 amino acids)
Molecular function (GO): amino acid kinase activity
Source: RefSeq, a predicted model, not a curated record